AUGAGUAAGCUACGUACUUGUCCUCAUCAACACCCACAAAUACGACAAAAAUUUGAAGACAAAUUUCGAGCAUUGGAAAAUGAACUAAAACAAAAAAAUGAUACGAUUGAUAUACUUAGAAAUGACAUUGUUUCUCCUAAUCAAAAAAAUGAUCUAUCGCGAGCACCAUGUAUUCCAUCAACAACUCAACAAAUGGUUAUAUGUAAUACUUCACAACGUACAAAUGUAAAUUCAAAUUGGAAUAUACUUAUUAAAGAUCGAGAAAUAGCUAAAUUGAAAGGAUUAAUCUUUCAAAAAGAUAGUGAACUUAUUGAACUUAUAUCAUCGAACAAAAAUGCGUUAUUACAGAUGGAAGAUCGAAUGGAACGUGAAAGAAAACUUUGGAAUGAACAUAAAGAACUUUUAAUAGCCGGUGAACGAGCAAAAUUUGAAGAAGAGAAAAUUCGAUUAUAUAAAAAUUUACAAGAUCAAUUAAAACAUGAACAAGAACGUUGUCAACGUUUAGAAAAGAAAUUAUACGAUGCACAAAUGCAAUCGAGUGAAGCCCAACUAAUAUUAAAAGAAAAUGGUCGUGAACGUAUCAAUGCUAUCUAUAAUAUGAAAGAACAAUGUCGAAAAGAAUUUCAUGAUGAAGUUUCUCGACUACAUAAUCAAUUUCAAAUGGAAAAAGUUAAUGAAUUAACUCGUGUUCAACAACGUAUGCAUGAAUUAGAGAAUACAUUAGAUCGUCUGUCAAAUGAAAAUGCUGAUGCAUCUGCAUGUCAACAAGAAUUAAUACUCAAGAUGGAAACAUCUGAAAAAGCUUGUGUCCGUUUAGUACAUGAUUCUAUUACAAAAUUGCUUAUGGCAAUGGACAGUUCAUCUCAUACAUAUACAAAAAUUCCACAAGUUACCUCAUUUACAUACGAUCGAGAAGCACUUAUCGAACGAUUACCAACUCGAAAUGUACUUAAAUUGCUUGACGAUACGAUUGAGGAUAUUCGAAAUUAUAUUAUGGAAAAAAAAAUACAAAUUGAAGUAAAAAAGAAAUCUAAAACAACAACUGAUCAAUCAACAGAUUAUCCUGAUCGAACACACGAUGAUGCCAAUCAAAAUCAUUGUCAACAAACAACAAAUUCUUUAUUAAAACAAGAAAAAGAAAAUAAUUAUUAUGUUCAUGAUAUUGAUCUUUUAUCUAAGGCAUAUGAUAAAUAUCAUUCACAAAAUAAAUCUCGUAAGCCUUUUCAAUUAUCUUCUCAACAAAAUAAUACAAUUGAUAAUCUUGUACAAAAACUUGAGAAUCAUAUUGCAUAUGAACUUGAUCGUGUGACUAAACAACGGUUAACAUUGAACAGUGCAAAUCAUUAUGAUGAUCUAUCAAUGUUAUAUCAUUCAAAAAUGCCUAAAAAAGUAUUUCGAAUCAAAGAACAAAGUCUAAUAUAUGAAUAA
This is a messenger RNA of Adineta steineri, 1428 nucleotides long. The record is from the annotation of a GenBank genome assembly. Lineage: Eukaryota; Metazoa; Rotifera; Eurotatoria; Adinetida; Adinetidae.